AUGCUGUUUCGUGUCCUGCUUCUUUUUAUCGGAGCAACGGCCGUUGAGCACAAAGAAGUGGGGCUGGCGGCCGACAUUUCCACUCUCGAAUACGUUCACACUAUCUGGAGACACGGAGACCGCACUCCGGCAGACCUUCUUUUCCCCGAAGACGUCUCGAAAUGGCCGGAGGGGAUCGGCGAACUGACCGCCCGUGGAGCAGGUGACAAAUGAGAAGGGAAUCCACGUGGCAGUUCCAUUUCAGAACAACAGUUUCGUCUGGGAAAGUGGCUGAGAAGGCGAUACGGAGACUGGCUCGGGGAGUUCGAUCGGAACGCGGUUGGUGCUCAGAAUCCCGCAUCUGCAGAUAUUUAUCACUUUCUCAGAUAUACAUAAGAAGUUCGGAUUACAACCGGACUCUGAUGUCGGCCCUUGCCAACAUGGCGGGCUUGUUUCCGCCGAGGAAAGGACUGGUCGAGGGUGUGAUGUGGCAACCGAUUCCUGUUCACACAAAGCCAAAACCGACUGACAAAGUGGGCAAAGAUUCCGAAUCUUCACGUAAAUUAAUGAUAUUCAGGAGCUUUACGAAGACGUGGCAUGUCCGACGGCCGAGAAAGAAAUGGACUCGCAAUGGAAUUCAGAGAAAGCAGAAGGAAUACGCACGGAGUUCGCCACUGAACUCGCCUUUUUCUCGGCAAAACUGAACAUUCCAAAGAUGAAGCUCAAGGAGACUUGGAGAAUAUUCGACAAUUUGUUUUGUGAGGUCGUUCGUAGGCUCACUAGAUAUUUUGAGUUCCUCCGUUCCAGAAUCAACAUAACAUCUCGUGGCCAGUCUGGAUCAAUGAAAGUAUGUUCGAAAGAGUGAAUCAGUUGUACAACGAAGUCACCAAACUGGAAUUCCACACAGAAACACUUCGACGACUGCGUGGAGGAACUCUCCUCGAGGAAAUAUUCCAGCGAUUCAAUGCGAAAGCGAGCGGAUCGCUCGGGGAAAAGGCCAAGUUUUUCGCCUACUCUGCAGUGAGUUCCCGCUUCCGAUCGCACCGAAGUCAUCCCUUUCUCAGCACGAUUCGACCGUGGCCGCCCUUUUAUCCACGUUCGGAGUUUUCUAUGAUAUUUACCCGAAGUACGCGACAUGUCUUCUCAUCGAAAUGCACACAUAUCCUAACGAAACCCGAAUCAUCCGAUUUUUCCAUAAAAACGAAACGGACUCUGACUUUUUAAUCGAGUACUCGAUUCCCGGAUGCGAUUAUCCGUGCACUCUUCAGAAGCUCGGAGACGAUCUCAGUCGGUACUUUCCGGAGGAUUGGGAAGCAGAGUGCGGACUGAAAUCUAACUUCGAAUUCAUUUAUCUAAGUGAACAUCGCUAUUUGCUUUCAGAGAGCGCACGACACUUUCCUUUUCAGCGUUGAUAUUCGGUCUUCUGAUCACAACCGUCUUCUUCUGCACAAUGUUUGUUUUGGAGAAGAAAAGGAGAUCCAUGAAGUACCGUACCCUGGCACGAGACGAUAAUGUUCCGAUGCUGGAAAUGGUCGACAGUGACUGA
Molecule: messenger RNA, 1525 nt
Organism: Caenorhabditis sp. 36 PRJEB53466
Lineage: Eukaryota; Metazoa; Nematoda; Chromadorea; Rhabditida; Rhabditidae
Source: the annotation of a GenBank genome assembly